AUCGGUCACGGCGGAUUUCCGACGCUUAACGUCUAAUAAAUUGAAGCAUCGGGGCAUUCAGUUCACAGCUUUCUAACAUUGUCGAUGCAGGUUUCAGAGGUUUCCAACGUCUUUGACUUUGCCGUUUACCUUUGAAACGAUAGCACUGGACUGGAAUCAUCGAGAUGAAUCCAAAUAGAUGGUUUGGCUUAAUUGUGGCCGGACUGUGUUUUACCUUAAGCUUUGUUUUGUCAGGUGGUCAAGAGCUUCUUUGUACCAAACCUACGGAUUUAGGCAUUCUAUUGGAUACCUCAGCAGCCCUGGAAAGCAAAUGGCAGAAUGUUCUUCGAUUCACUACGACAUUGAUUGAAGGAUAUGAUAUUGGUUCAAUGAAGACCAAAGUCAGCAUUGCUACAUUUGGUGGAGGCAACCGACAAGUCAACUUAAGAUUUGAUUCCCUUGAAGGACGCAAUCUUACUAUGCAAGCAGUCAAAGAUGAAAUUUCUGAUAUCACUGUAACCAGAAAAUCAGAAAGAUUCGUCGACGAAGCACUGGCAUUUGCUAAUAACGAAAUGUUUAGCACUGAGAAGGGAAUGAGGGAUGACCAAACAGUAUCGAGGGUUUUAGUGGUCUUUCUCAAUGGUCGUCACACUAAAAGUCCUGGAAAACCAUCUGUUYCUCUGAAUCUUGCAACCAAAAAUCUUCGCAUAAAAGGGGUCGAUAUUUUUGCUGUGGGCAUACCGGAGGUAUCUGGAGUUGAUUUCAAUGAGCUAUCUGACAUUGUUACCAAACCAGAAAAUGCAAUGACAGCAAGAAAAUACGAGGAAGCAGCAAUUUUAGCUGAAGACGUGGCAAAGAUGGCUUGUGGUAUUAAAAUUCUUGUGGUAAGUAUGUAUUGGGCCAGUUGCCAUAAACAUCCGUAUUCCAGGUUUUAAUUCUUUUUGUGACUGAAUUGUUUGUCAAAUGAUUGCUUGACAAAUUCUGGUCAAAGCAAUGAAUUUUGCAUCGGUAAAUUGCCUUGUUCAUUAAUAUACAUCCAUGGUAUUUGGAAGGUGUCACAUAGAGAUGCCAUUAAUAAUGUCAUUCUAUUGUUUGAGUUCAUGUCAACAGUAAAACAGGGUUUUACUGUACAGCUUUACAUACUUUAUGAGUUAUUCAAUAUUGCAAUGUUGUAUUAUAUGCUUAUGAUAUUGAAUUAUACAUGCUCUUAUUGCUUGUUAUGAAGGCUGUAUUGAAACAAACUAUAUUCUGCUAUAU
Molecule: messenger RNA, 1236 nt
Organism: Exaiptasia diaphana
Lineage: Eukaryota; Metazoa; Cnidaria; Anthozoa; Actiniaria; Aiptasiidae
Product: collagen alpha-1(XIV) chain
Exons: 5
Coding region: 165-914 (249 amino acids)
Source: RefSeq, a predicted model, not a curated record